Messenger RNA from Sugiyamaella lignohabitans, 1848 nucleotides. RefSeq lists its product as uncharacterized. NCBI's taxonomy places the organism in Eukaryota, Fungi, Ascomycota, Dipodascomycetes, Dipodascales, Trichomonascaceae. The record is from RefSeq and is a predicted model, not a curated record. Bases 1 to 1848 code for a protein of 615 amino acids. The transcript has a single exon. Gene Ontology annotation, cellular component: mating projection tip.
AUGACCUUCAAAUCGGACAGUAGCUCAGCAACUAUCACAUCAUUUUAUACUUUAAAUGAUAGAACAAAACGUUCAAAAGUGUCGAAGCCAUCUAUCUCACUUGGACUUACGGGUCUAUUCAAAAGUAGGUGGACUGCCUCCAAAUCUAUUGAGGAAAACACACCGUAUCUCUGCUUACGUGAAAAGUUAUCUCAGGUGCUGUUUAAUGGCUUCACUCUGAUGUUGAUAUUUAUGGCAAUAGAUAUCCAUAUUUUCGGAGUGAUGACCAGCAACUACUUGACAGGUAUACUUUCAUAUUCACAACUAGCAGCAAAUGUCAUUCAGUAUUCGUCCGCUGGUAUUCAAAGUUCAGCUCUAUUGGCUGGUAUGUCCCUGCAGUCACUUGAGGCACAGAUGAAUGCUGCUGCCUCCCAGUCUGCGUCCGACUUAAAUUCGACUUUUUCCAAUAUGCUAAUUUCCCUGACCAAUAGUAUUACAGCUACAGCCUACAGUUACAACCAGGUCGCUGAAUCCUCGUCUAAAUCCGCUUUCAUUGGCUCUGCUAAUACCACCACCUCGCUCCACGAUUGGCUAAAUGUGACCCUGGGCAGUGCAAUUAAUUACACUGAGCUGGAGUUAACCAACAUUACGAAUGCACUCUCUCAGCUUGAAAGCUCACUCAAUAAUAACCCUCAACUGUUCUCCCAUGUAGAACUGGGCAGUUUCCAGAAUUUCACUCUCUCCAAAAUUUCGUCCAUUGAGAUGCCUCUCGGUCUUAAUGAAAACCUGUCAAAUCUAGCCUCGAGAUCAGAUUUUGGCUUUAUGGAUAUCGCGUUAAAUACAACUGAAAGACUGAAAAAUAUGUUCUCUAGUUUCCAAGUAUCCGACCCGAUUGAGCUGAUCUCUCAGCUCAACUAUAGUCUCUCUGCGAAUGCAACAGCUGACGUUAUUCCAGUAAUUGAUAUCUCUUCUGAAGAUUCACCACUACGUCUAAUGUCGACUCAAAUUCUCCAGCUGCGCAAGACUUACAUUAUUACGUUUAGCUGUCUCGCGUUGCUGGCCUCUUUCUUAUGCGGUAUCGUCGAGUUAUUUAGUUGGAGGAUACUGCUGCAACAGGCAAGGUUGUUGAACGCUCCAGGGAACUUUCAAGACCCUCUGGAGAAUAUAGACAUUGCUUCUCAUCCAAUUAUUACCUGGAUCGCAUUAAAAAUGAGCAAACGGGUGACUGCUGUAAAAACGAAAGUGCUAAUGAGAUGGGUAGUGUCAUACUCCCUCUCCCCGGUAGCUAUUGGUGCACUUCAAUCAUUCUCGUGUCUGAUGGUAAUGUAUUUCUGCAAGAAGAACAUGAUAAGUGCUCUGUCAGUCCCCUCAUCGACAAUGAGCUGGAACAAUGUUUCAAUUGCGGGAAAUGCUGCAACAAAUUCGGUUGUUAGUUCCAUCAACAACUUUAUAUUUGACUUACAGGGGAGAACAAACAGCAAUCUCAAAUCAGCCUUGAGUAAUGCCUUGAACCAAACACAAUCUGAACUCUCCAGGUUUGACAAGGAAAUGGCAGAUACUCUACGAACAAUUUUCGAGUCCUCAAGUCUGCGUUCCUGUUUUCCUUCCAACUGGUCAAUACAAUCAACCCCGCCGCUCACAGUAACAUUCAGCGAAGUUAUCUUCCCACAAAUUAAUGGAAGCUUUAACCCAUCUUUGACCAGCGAAUUAGACCAGAUGCCAAUUGGUACUCAGGGAAAAAUGCAAGAAUUAGCAAUGUUUUUGAAUGGCUUAGCCGGCAUCUAUCUUAAAUUGUCUUUGACAAGUCUCGGGGUUUGGAUGUUUUUAGUCAUAAUAUCCUUGACCACAUUUUUAUUCAAAAAUCGGUGA